UAAUGCUUUAAUAGUGAAGACAUAAUGGUAAAAAAACGUUCUGUACACAUUAACCAUAUAGUGGAGAUCCCGAGGGAUCCUUAUUAUAUACCAAAUUACAGCUUAGUUGAUAUUUUAAACACUCUUGAUAACCAAAGCAUAGAUAUUAAUGGAGCAUCCACAGCACAAACAGAACCACAAAUAAACGCAGUGUUAACAGCUUUAAUGAACGCAUCAUCUCCAAGUUCCCCAACCCAUAUGCAGUCACCGGUGUUUACACAAGGAUCACAACAAAAUCUACAAUACAAAUCCGCACCAAAACCAUUCAUUAAUAUUGUGGAACAACCAGCUACAAAGCCACUUAAAUUUCGUUAUAAAAGUGAAUGUGAGGGACGUUCGGCCGGUUCUAUACCUGGCCUGAAUUCUACACCCGAAAAUAAAACGUAUCCCACUAUUGAAAUAGUGGGAUAUAAAGGUGAUGUUGUCAUAGUUGUAUCAUGUGUUACAAAGGAUCCGCCAUAUAGACAACAUCCACAUUAUUUGGUGGGCAAAGAUGGUUGCAAAGAUGGUAUAUGUACCCUUGUCUUAAGCGGCGAACCUCUGCAAGCAGUUUUCUCUAAUUUAGGUAUACAAUGUGUGAAGAAAAAUGACAUCAAAGCUGCAUUGGAAGUACGUGAGCGUCUACAAGUGGAUCCAUUUAAAACGAAAUUCGGACACAAAGAUCAACCGGCGAGCAUAGAUUUAAAUGUGGUACGUUUGUGUUUUCAGGCUUUUUUAAAAACUGAGUCAGGUGUGAAACCAUUACAACCUGUUGUAUCGGAACCAGUUUUUGAUAAGAAAGCUAUGUCAGACCUCGUCAUUUGUAGACUUUGUUGCUGUUCAGCAAAAGUAGGUGGCGGUGAUGAAAUUAUUUUGUUAUGCGAGAAGAUUGCCAAAAAUGAUAUUAAGACUAUUAAAAUAAGAUUUUAUGAGCUCAAUAAUGACAAUCAACUUGUAUGGGAAGAUUUUGCUAAAUUUCGGCCAGCAGAUAUACACAAACAGACAGCUAUUACAUUUAAAACUCCACCUUAUCACAAUCAAGACGUAUUAGAGAAAGCAAAGGUUUUUAUUCAAUUGGUGCGGCCGUCUGAUGGAGUUCAAAGUGAAUCUAUACCAUUCGAGUACCACCCAGAUCCAGAUCAGAUCAAGCGUAAACGUCUUAAGACUGGCGGAAACCCAAUGAAUAUUCUUAGAAGAGAAUUACAGAAAUAUGAGAAACAGCAAAAUGCUCAAUUUCAAAAUGAUAUUAAAGAUAUUUCAAAUAUUAACAAUAAUUAUUUCUGCAAUACACCAAUGAUGCCUGACAUCAAAGCCGAACCAGUUACGUUCGCACAACAUUUUGGAUCAUAUCGUAGUCCUUAUCAAAUGUCACCAUCCCCGCAACCAGUUUCUCCGAUGAAUCGGAACUCAACCCCUUCACCAGGUCUUAUGAAAACAUUUAGUGGCAAUAGUCAAACACAAAUGAGUGAUAUUUUUAACAUGGGAACUAUGAGAGAACAAACAAGUCCUACCGGAUAUGUGCAACAACAACAACUAGCCGCACAGCAACAACAACAACUAGCCACACAACAACAGCAACUCUACCUCAAUGACAAUUCACUUAAUUCUCUUAAAAUGAAUGGCGAUACCUGUGAUAUGAAUAAAUUUACAACUCUGGGAACGAGUACACAAAACUUUAUGAAUAACACCAAUGGCAAUGGAAGUAUUACUGCCAAUAGAAAUCUUACCACUAAUGGAAAUGGUGAUUCCCAAAUUAUAAAUAGCUUUAUAAAUCAUUUAGCCAAUGCUCCAACCACCUGUGGCGGUAGUAUCACACCACUUUGGUCAGUCGAUGAUAAUGCCAAUAUGCAUAAUGUGCCACUCUUCCAGAAUUUGGUGAUGCCAGUAAUGCAACAACAGCAACCACAGCAACAACAAAAUCAGCAAUUACAUCAAUCACCAGUUCAUGAACAAAAUCAACAACACCAACACCAACAUCAACACCAACACCAACAUCAACCAUCACAAAGUACAAUGAACUUUUUACCAAAUGUCUCAGGAGAGGAGGGCACCACUCUUAGUGGAUUAUUAGCCUUUGUAGAUGGUGAAAAUUUCGUGAAUUUCACUUCAGACGAUUUGCCACUAUCCAAUUUAUCGAUAACAACAUAAUAUAUGAAUGUUAUA
Molecule: messenger RNA, 2181 nt
Organism: Teleopsis dalmanni
Lineage: Eukaryota; Metazoa; Arthropoda; Insecta; Diptera; Diopsidae
Product: dorsal-related immunity factor Dif-like
Exons: 7
Coding region: 25-2166 (713 amino acids)
Biological process (GO): inflammatory response; canonical NF-kappaB signal transduction; cellular response to stress
Cellular component (GO): cytoplasm
Molecular function (GO): DNA binding; DNA-binding transcription factor activity
Source: RefSeq, a predicted model, not a curated record